AGAUUCGCCAGUGGGGAGGGAAAAGUGGUAUGUUGCAAUACACUGAGAACUAUACACUGAGGUCAGAUGCUUUCUGGGCUGGGCACGUGAUCCCUAGAUAAAAGUAUAAAGAAAGAUGUGGGAGAAGGGCUGCUCAACUCAGAAGUUUCUCAGACUCUGGAGGGAAGAGAACACAGAGGAAAAACAGAAAAAAAAACCCCGGAUAACACAGAAGCAGGAGGGAAAACAGAACCAUGGCAGAGAGAACAACUCAAGAUCUGUCUGAAGCGCUGAAGGAAACCACCAAAGAGGUGCACGAGCAGGCAGAGAAUACACAGUUUAUGAAGAGUUUCCAGAGAGGGAAGGUGUCACUUCGGGAAUUUAAGCUGUAUUUAGCUUCACUGUACUACAUCUAUUCAGCUCUAGAGGAGGAAAGUGAGAGGAAUAAGGACAACCCAGUGUACGCACCUGUUUAUUUCCCAGCUGAAUUGAAUCGCACUGCUGCCUUGGAGAAAGACUUGGAGUAUUUCUAUGGACCUACAUGGAGAUGGGAGAUCCAGUGUCACGAGGCAACUCAGAAGUACGUAGACAGACUUCAUCAUGUAGGCCAGCAUGAACCCGAGCUCCUGGUGGCUCACGCUUACACCCGCUACCUGGGAGAUCUCUCUGGGGGUCAGAUUCUGAAGAAGAUUGCACAGAACUCUCUUCAUCUCCCCAAAACUGGAGAAGGCCUGACUUUCUUCAGCUUCCCUGGAAUCACCAACAUCAGCAAGUUCAAGCAACUCUAUCGAGCUCGGAUGAACACGAUCCCCAUGGACGCAGCGACUGAGAAGAGAAUUCUUGAAGAGGCUGAGAAAACUUUCCAGCUGAAUAUAGAAGUGUUUGAGGAACUGCAGAGGUUGAUAACUAAAGGACAGCCAUCAGCAAAUGGCAGCGCUUCACAACCAAAGCAGGAGCUUCACACAAGAGGAGUCAACAGAGCACACAGUACAGUUGCCACAGCGGAAAAUGACCAGACACAGAUGCAGCAUAGGAACAUGCUACCCAGCACACCACUCCUGCGCUUGGUCCUUGCACUUUUCUUCGUAGGAGCAACACUGGCUGUGGGCUUGUAUGCUUUCUGAACAGAGAGUACCUCAAGUGUUUUCCAUCCAGCACUUGCCUUUUCCAAAACUGACUGAUCUUUCCCUUGUGGAGGAAAGUCUUGCUUUGAUUCCUCAGCCUACGGUGCUCUGAGCAUGACCAUUUCCCUCUCAUUAACAAUAUAGACUAUUUCAUGAAUAGUUUUCAAAGAAUGCAAGCAUUUUUGUUGGAAACAUUUCUCUUAAUCAUCCUGAAAUGCCAUGAUCUGGCAGGCCUUCAGACAAGAAGACUCAAAGACAAACGGAUGACUUGUCAGGAGAGAGAAAGCUGGUUGCCCAGUGUUUCUUUAAUGCAGAUGUCUAAUCCUAUGUUGCUUGCUUCUCUUGGUGCUGAAAUGCAAGAUGUUGUUUCAACCAGUUUAAAACUUUAUAUUUCUGGGGGGAAAUGAAGCCAGCAUCUCAAUAAUCUUGCUAAAAUCUUGUAUUUGUCUUCAUAAUCUAUACCAGUGAUGGCGAACCUUUUCGAGACCAAGUGCCCAAAUUGCAACCCAAAACCCACUUAUUUAUUGCAAAGUGCCGGCAAUUUAACCUGAAUACUGAGGUUU
Molecule: messenger RNA, 1666 nt
Organism: Sphaerodactylus townsendi
Lineage: Eukaryota; Metazoa; Chordata; Lepidosauria; Squamata; Sphaerodactylidae
Gene: HMOX1
Product: heme oxygenase 1
Exons: 5
Coding region: 234-1103 (289 amino acids)
Biological process (GO): heme oxidation; heme catabolic process; response to oxidative stress
Molecular function (GO): heme binding; heme oxygenase (decyclizing) activity
Source: RefSeq, a predicted model, not a curated record